Molecule: messenger RNA, 726 nt
Organism: Antrostomus carolinensis (chuck-will's-widow)
Lineage: Eukaryota; Metazoa; Chordata; Aves; Caprimulgiformes; Caprimulgidae
Gene: SPAG16
Product: sperm associated antigen 16
Exons: 7
Biological process (GO): axoneme assembly
Cellular component (GO): axonemal central apparatus
Source: RefSeq, a predicted model, not a curated record
ACUUAACAAAAUCUGCAGAUGUUACUGUAACAGAUGAUUCUAAAGAUGAUUAUCAAUAUGAGGAGGUUCCAGCAGAUGAUGAAUUUAGUCUUCAGGAAGAUGAUGAGGAUCUGUUAGAGGCUCUGCAGACUAUUCAAGAGGAGGCUGAAGAUGCCCAAAUUUUAGCUUCGCAAUCAGUUCCAACUUCUGAGACAUCAAUGUCUGAAAUACCUGAAGCGAUGGAUGACUUCUUUUGCAAUUUCCUGGUCAGAUUGGGAAUGUCCAGAACUCUUGACUGCUUCCAGACUGAAUGGUAUGAAUUCAUCCAGAGAGGUUUGUUCACAGCCCAAGAUAUUGGAUUGGUUCCAUCCGUGUAUACCCGCAACCAGCAACUUGAGGCUGCGAAUGUGUGUUUGAGGGAAGAUUUGGAAAACUAUAAACUUGCUGCAAUCAAAGCAAAAGAGGCUUUCCUAAAAAUGCAGAAAGAACGUGACUUCCAUCGAAUGCAUUAUAAGCGAGUGGUCCAGGAGAGAAACAGACUUCUUUGUGACAUUAAAAGGCUGAGGGCACAUUAUGCAUCAUAUGAACCAGUGCUGAGGCAGUUGACUGAAAAAUACCAGACUACACUGAGAGAGAAAAUGUUAACUGGUUUGGAGAGAGACAGAGCAGUUGGGCAGGUUAAAGGUUUGCAAGCCACAUUCCAAAAUUUAGGUUUUGGACCUGCUUUUCAGAUUCCAGUGACAAAAG